This is a messenger RNA of Patella vulgata (common limpet), 7649 nucleotides long. RefSeq lists its product as uncharacterized. Gene Ontology annotation, cellular component: membrane. The record is from RefSeq and is a predicted model, not a curated record. The transcript is spliced from 7 exons. Gene Ontology annotation, biological process: G protein-coupled receptor signaling pathway. NCBI's taxonomy places the organism in Eukaryota, Metazoa, Mollusca, Gastropoda, Patellidae. The coding region runs from base 131 to 4654 and encodes 1507 amino acids. Gene Ontology annotation, molecular function: adenylate cyclase inhibiting G protein-coupled glutamate receptor activity.
GAAUUAGCUUUAUAUAUGGAGUAAACAGAAGCUGAGCGGUAACAAAGUUCGAUAAGAGAUUACAAAAUGACUGACAACUGUGUUCUUACGUGAUAUUAAUACCAAUUAUUCAUUCUGACAAAUCGACAACAUGUUUGGAUUUAGGGAAAGAUGGAUUUUUAGUAUUGUGUGUUUUUUAUUUUGUGUUUUUCGAUAUUCAGCGUGUAAUGAAUAUUGUCGUGUUCGUAGCUCAGAAUGGAAUGCCAACGAAAACAUAAAAUUUACCUUAAUGUUUAGUAUGCGAAAGAACCUUCAGAAUAAAUGUGGGGCGAUUUCGAGUGAAUCUUUACAACAGUAUGUGGCUGUAAAAUAUGCUUUAGAAAAACUAAAUUCAGGGAAUGUAUCUUAUAUACCUGGCGUAAAGUUAGGUUUCCAGGUGUAUGAUGAUUGUAGAUCAGAGACCUUUGCUGCCAGAAAUGCCCUGGCCCUGGUUAAUCCAUACUUACCUGACCAAAUAACACAAUGUACAUCAAAUAAUACAACAUCAGCAUUAAAUAUAGGUAUCAUUGGUCCAAGUCGGAGUUCAACAACAGCCGUUACUGGUAAUUUAUUAAAAUUAACAGGUAUACCGAUCAUAUCACCCUCAGCUACACUAGCGACACUUAGUGAUAAAACACAAUAUCCAAAUAUACUUCGAACAGCAGCAUCCGAUACCAAUCAAGUUGAGGUAAUUGUGCAGACUUUGAAGAAAUUGGAUUGGUCAUACGCUGCCCUUGUCCAUACCGACGAUUCAUAUGGUGAAAAUGGUAUGGAAGCUAUCAAGAAACGAACCAAACAAGAGAAUAUAUGCAUCACAAAGACAAUCAAGAUUGAAUCAAAUACCAAAUUACACGAUGUUAUCGCUGAACUCAGACGAAUCACACAUAAUGCUAAAGACGAAAUUUUGGCUGUUAUAUAUUUUGGGCAGAAAGACCGCGCCGAAAACCUUCUGUUUAGUGUAAAUCAGGAUAAGAACAUAAAGAAGUUAUUGUUUAUUAUGUCGGAUGCCGUCGGUCGAAACGUUGAUGUUUUUCAGUCUAAAUCCGACAAUCUCGUCCAGGGAGCUCUGACCAUUUCUCCGUCCAGGACUCAACUUCCAGAUUUUACAACAUAUUACAACAACAAUCUCAAAAGAAAUACCAAUAUGGAGGACGAUCUUAUAUCACAGUACCUGAGCGAAAAAACACUGACUGAAAACCUAAAUAUCGUUAAGCAUAACGAUUAUGUGCCUUUAACUAUUGAUGCAGUGUAUGCUUUGAUAACCGCCUUGAAGAGAGCCCACACCGAAAAAUGUGGUGGAGAAGCAGGGGUGUGCGAAGAACUUAAAAAUGAUAUUAAAGGCCACACGUUUUUGGAAUACGUCCGUAAUACACGCGUGGAUUACACAUCAAUGGCGGCGAAUUUUGCCCCUGCAGUGUUCCAGCAAAAUAGACGCAGUUUUAAUUUUAAUGAGAAUGGUGAUGUGAUCAGAGGCAAUGGUACUUCUACUUACGUCAUUAAUUCGUUUGACACAUCCACAUCAGAGUCAAAGUUUAUUGAAGUUGGAGAGUUUCGUGGGGAUGUUUUAGAUUUGGACAAGUCAAGGAUUAUGAUGAAAACACCAAACGGCCAAGAUGUUACUGGUUCAAAUCUACUGAAAUCUGAAUGUAGUACAACCUGCCCAGAAUGUACAGAUACUUCUUUGCUUCCUAUGGUACAUAUUAAAGGCGAUGUCUACAUACUCGGUAUAUUCUCAUUACAUUCCGGUAACACCGAUGACAAACGUUUCGGUUGCUCUAGCUUUAGAAAUGUAUCAAGCGAUACCUUAUAUUUGGAAGGUUUCUUGCACGCAGUAGCAGACGCCAGGGCCAGAACGGGUAUUAAUUAUGGAGCCAUUGCAUUUGAUGACUGUUAUAAUCCAUUAAAAAUAAUAUCAACUCUCACGGCCUUUUUCAGUGACUUAAACAUCGCUGAUGAAAAGUUUAGCGAUGCCAUUCCUUGGAAUAAAGUUGCUUGCGUUAUUGGUCCCUUGUCUAGUGGAGUUACUAUCCCUGUGGCGAGGUUUUUCUCCAGAUUAAACAUACCCGUGGUUUCCUAUGCUUCGACGUCACCUGACCUGGAUGACAAAACGAACUUUCCGUACUUCUUGAGAACCGUUCCAAGUGAUGACGAACAGGCAGAGGCUAUGGUAGCUAUAAUAAAGAAUAGGGGGUGGGAAUACGUGGACGUUCUGUACGUGGCAAACAAUUAUGGUACAAAAGGCAAGGAUGCAUUUUUAAGAAUGGCAGCAAAUAGCAACGUCUGUACUGGCGAACCUUUCAAAAUAAAUGAGAUCUCCUCUGACGAUGUAGAAUUGUACAAUAUCAUAACAGAACUUCAUAAAGCGCAAGCUAAAGUUGUUGUGUUCUUUGGUAUAGAUACACGGUAUUCAGCUCUAAUGAAAGCUCUUAAUGCGAGGCAGGACUUGGGUGAUUUUGUAUUUAUUGUAAGUGAGGAAUGGGGUACCAAGAAUCAACUUUUGGAGGAUGGCGGAAAGGCAGGUCGGGGAACUAUUACAUUAAACCUAGCCUCACCCCAGCUUCCUGAUAGAGGCUUUACCGACUACGUGUUACAGAGGAAUUUAAAUAAUGCGCAAAACAACCCCUGGUUCACAGAGUUUUGGCAACAUCUCUUUGAAUGUAACGUAAAAGGAAGCUUCAAUAACGUCUUUUCUAAAGAAUGCGCACCAGACCUAAAACUGUCAGACAUAGUAUUACAGGGACACCUCAGAGACGAAAGAAUCGCGCAUGUAAGAAGUGCAGUGUACGCUGUUACUAGUGGUUUGCAAAAAGUAAAAGAUUCCAUAUGUAGGGACUAUACCUUCCCCUGCGAUUUCUACUAUAAUCCGAAAUAUACCCAGAGCGUUUUGACAUUUAUACGAGAUGCAGAAGUGGAAACUAAAUCAUUAUAUUCAUAUUUCAAAUUAUUUGAUCAAAAUGGAAAUGGUGCUAUUGGUUUCAAAAUUUUUAAUAUAAGACAAAAUGAAGGCGGACAAUAUUAUGAAGAGAUUGGUUCCUACACAAAAACUGGUCUUUCUUUAGAUAAAGAUAAACUCAGAUUCUAUACUGAACUGGGACAGGAGAUUGAAAACGUUGCUUCUAGUUGUGAAGGUAAUCGAUGUGAGAAGUGUGUCCGUUCUACAUCAAUUGCAGAUGUGACAGCUAAACCUGAUGGAUUAACUGGUAUAGAUGAUGGAACAUUUAGAAUAGCGGAUACUAUCAUUCUUGUUUUGGUUAUUGUCAUCAUCACCUUCCUUAUAAUUGUUAUUAUCGUCACUUGCUGUUUCUUUAAACGAAAAAUGGAGGGUCUGUCUAAGCAGAUGCAAGCUAUAGAAAAUCAACAUGUCUACGAGCCUGUUAGAUAUCAGAAUCGUCCGCCCUCAGAUCAAACACGAUUUACCCCCGGACAUGACAGGAUUCAAUUUGUUAACCCUAGAAUAAAUUCCCUAAAUAGUAUCAACAGCAUUGGGGUUAACAACCCAGGUUUUUUGAACGAUGAUCAUUAUCUUCAUGUCAAUGGUUCAAUUAUAUCUAACGGAUCGGUUCACGGUAUUCUGCCACCAAAACCUGAUGUCACUCAGCAUCAGUUAUUAAAUCAACUGAACAUAACUCCACAACAAUCUCAGCAUGGACAAACCAUUAAUACGCUUAGUUCUCCCUUGGCACAGUUCUACGGCAGUCAGUUGUACAUGGAUGAUCCUUUGGCAAAUGGUACACUUAUCGUUAAUGGGCAAAUGUCUAAUAAUCUGAACAGCCAAGGUAACAACAGAGCUUUUCAUCUACCCAUUCAAACACCCCACACACCAGCUUCAGCACAACAAUCACCAGAAGAAACUGUUCAGUACAGCGAUAUUGUUACUCCUCCAGAACCUAGUGAAAAUAUUCCCCUCUCCCCUCAGCAUCAUCAUAAUAGUACUUUAUCUUCUCCUGUACACAGUGACCGGGGUUCUCAGUCGCCUGGUACACCUUAUCAACCAACCCCAGGAACACCAACAUCACAACAGAUGUCACCUACGGGAAGUAUUCAUAGUAGCGUAACACCAUCAUAUGGGCAUAACGGAAUCCCGACGGCUUCCCGAACAGAAGCGGACACCCGCGAACUACUUGCUCAAAGAGCCCAUCCGAACUUUCCAGGCGUUUGUGGUACAGAUGCCGACCCCCUUGGAAUUUUUCGUCCAAGGGCACAUUCAAACAUUCCAACAGUUUCUCCUACAGAUGCGGAUCCUCAUGGUCUGUUGGGACAGCGAGCCGAACGAAUGCCCAAACCGCCACGACAAAACUUGCCACCAAACCUCCCGAAAAAAGUACCAGGACAGCUUGCCUCCAUAAAUAGAACUCCACACGAAACUGUUCAAAUGAAUGAUGUAAAAAGUCCAGUGCACUUUCGAAGACAGCCAAUGAAAACACCGUCUCCUCUGAUUGGCGGACGUGAUAUUAGACAACAACCUGUUAACACCAUAUCUGCUAACGUACCUGUUUACCCGAGACAACGCCAGUCAUCUGAUCAAACAGUUAAUCUUGAUUCGCCACAGUAUUCAGAGGAAGAACACUUUUCAGAAUCAUCAGAAAGCUCGAAUCACCGACAGGGCAGCAUGGAGGCUCGAAUCUCACGAGUUUAAACAUAGUAACUAUUAUUAGAAAAGUCAAAUAGACAUUAUUUGCGAACUCAGGUUGAUUUGAAGACAGUUAACGCCAUGUAAAGACUAAAGGGGGUUGGGUUUUUUCACAUUACAGAUCCAUUUGACAAUGAUAGUUAACUCGAAUGCGUCUUCUUGCCGACGUAGUACUUUAACGUACUUCAAGUAGGGUAGGGUAAAUAUCAAUAUAAGACAGAUUUGUCGUGGUUCCUUUUUGUGGUCAUAGAUGCCGGCAUAGUUUUGACAGAAGAACAUGUGCGUUGUGUGUAUAGCAAACCAUAUCAAUAUGUUUUCCACUAUUCCGGAUAGUAAUUAUCUAACCACCGUUAAUUCAUGGUUAUAUCAUAUCAGAGACUAAUAUAUAUACUUUUUUUUAAAUUCUGCUCAAGUUAACUAACUGCAUGUUAAGCACGGUAUCUUAAAGGGCAACCAAAACCUUCUACAUAAUAGACGAAAAGUGAGCAUUGUGAAUUCUAGAUCUAUUGGUACGAAUAGUGGGCUUGUUUACCCAGCUACUUCUGCCCUGUUGACUACUCGAAAAACUAAUGAACACAGGUAGUAGUUACAAUCAUCCAGGUCAUUAUUCUUAUUUGUCUUUAUUCAAAAAAACGUCAAAUUAGAAGAGAAUACUAUGCAGGGUGCUGUUUUAGUCUAUUCAUCAUGGCGGUCAUUGCAUUACAUGCAGCUAAAGUUGGAGGAAGAUUGAAGACUGUAUUUUAUAAAUACUUAACUAAUGUUAAAAUUGUUUUCAUGUCCAUUCCAAAUGACACAUUGAGGGCUAGUUUAAGUACCCAAUUAGGCCUACAUUGCAUUGCCUGUUUUUAAGGCAUUCGAUAUUAUAUAUCAAUUCCUUCUAUUCGUCAUAUUAAAGUUGUAAUUAGCCUUAUAACCACGAAAUUUAUAAUGUUAUUUAUCUAUCAUGUUAUUUUGAAUUGCAUAAUUGUUUAUAUUUUUUAAAUCAUAAUACAUGUAUAUUGUGUAGGUAGUUUUAUUGUUAUGUUUUCUUGUUUCUGUUAUCAUAUUGCUCAACUUUGGUUAAGGAUGCAUUAUGUGAAUUAAUACAUUGAAAAUGUCAAGUAAGCUAUUCCCGUUUGUAGAAUAGCAUGCUACCCCUGUCACGAUAAUAGGUACGAUAAUAAACAUAGCGUUGAUUAUCCAUUUUUAAAUUGAUUAUUAAAUGGCGAUCAUGUUUCAAUACGUUCAAAUGCACAACCAUCUGAUGAACUAGAGGGUUGAUUGUGGGCUUGUCAUGUGAAUAAUUUUUUAAUUAAUAACUUAUAUAACAUUUGAGGCCAAAAGAAAGAUCUGCAAUCAGCAGGCUUGAAUCUGAUAUAAUGCAUCUUUAAUAGUUUCUCCAUGACAAAAUAGUGUACAUAUUCAUUGUUAUAUAUUCAUUUUGUUAUUAUAGUUUGCCAAGUAUAAAUAUUUCUAUUUUCAUAAAAAAUACAUUAUCAAUGAGAUUAUUUGAUUCCUCCUAUACAAAGGUAGCUUGGGGAACUGUUCAAACCUUAUAUUUUCGAAAAUUUGAUAACACUGAUAAUUUAUCGGUCGUAUGGAAUUUCAAUAGGAUUCCUGGAGAAACCAGACAUUUCAUUUGAUGAUAACUUGUCCAAGAGAGAUAUAAGAAUUUGAAUGUCAAUUUGUUUAUUAUGCUAUAUUAUCGCUAAACAUAAAAUAACACCCAAAUUUAUAAGUUUUAAAAUUUUCAGAUGGUCUGUAAAAUAAGGGGGAGAUAAGUGUUUUGCAGUUUAAAUGAUAAACAAUCUAGAUGUAAUUAAAAUUGUGUUUCAUUUAUGUACGCUAAAGAAGCUUUUUAAUCGCUAUAUUAAUAAAACUAUUAUGACUUUUCGUAUUAGGAAAUGUCCAUAAUGAUAUAUGCAACCACGAAACCGUCUUUUCCCGAUGUAGGCCUUACACCAUUCUAUUCUAUUAGUGCAUAAUGUCAUAUCCGUCCAUAAGACAUUUCAGACUAUAAUUAUUUUUUGAUAAAGAUUUUUUUCCUAUUUACAUGAAUCUAUGUGAUUAGAUAUAGACUUUAUAUUUUACCAUAAUAUGGGUUUUAUUUAAUUAUAUGAUUUAAUAGUAUUCAUUGCAGUCUCGCAUUGCAGCUCUGAUUAUUAUGUAGUAUUGAAAACAUGUUAGGUCUACAGUAUCAAUAACUGGAAAUACUAAUUAAUACCAUUGGUAGCAGUAAUCACAAUCUAAACUUUUUCACAAUAACUUGUGAAAAUAGAAAAUAGAAAGAAAACAGUGACUUUACUAUAAACGUUCAUUUAUAUGGAACUUAACAUUCCUAAACAUUGUUUGUCAUCCUUAUUCAAACAUUUUUAAUAAUUAUGUAUGUACAUAUUCCAGGUUUUGUACGGCGUUAUCACGGUGUCAUUCCUCACUGUCUUGUGUAUAGAUUUGCAUGGUUUAUGAACCCUUUUAACAUUCAUUCCAUUUACAGUGUUCUGAUUCUUACCGUGAAACUUUUGUAAAACAAAGAUUUCAACCGAAAUCCGGCACAUCUGUGUCAAUAUUAUAUGUACAGGUUUUUGACCAUAGUCAUUAGUGAAUUUUUGAAAUUUGCCUGGCUUAAUUGUUAUUUUACAGAAUUACCCUUGCCUCGAACAGGGUUUUUGUUUUUGGGAGAAAGAUGUGACUGAGCUUUCUAUAUCUAUACUUGAAUGUAUUUUCAUAUAGAUCACUGCUAUAGAAUAUUUGAGAAUCUCUUUGGUUAUUAGCCUUAUUAUGAAAACCUUGUUUCUGUUUAAAUAAUUAGAUUAUACUAAAUCCUUAGCCGAAGAUAAAAUUUAAAAUACGUUAUUAUUGCACCCGAUAUUGGCUUUAAAUUUCUACUUUAUAUUUUGUAUAUACCAAAACACCAUAGAUUGUACAUAAUAUUAUCAUCUAAUAUUUUUUAUCAGAUUGUAGUCUUGUUAUAAAUAAUGAAAUUGUCUAAAACAAUAUAUACACAAAAAUAUUAUUUACUAAU